AUGUCCACUGCGCCACGUGCAGAUCUGCAGGAAGUUCUCAUGUGCGAGGAUGCCGUGGAGCGUCUUCGGAAAGUCCUCCUGAUCUUGAAGAAAGACUUGGAAUCGACGCGAUUGCAAAGUCAGUUUCGAAGUCAGAUUGAGGACAAGUUCGCAAAAGAGAAUAAGAAAUUCAUCCUGAUGCAGCAGCUCCGUUACAUCAAGCGCGAGCUGAACCUGGAGCGUGAUGACAAGCAGAGCAUCAUCGCGGCAUUCAAGGAGUCCAUCAAGAAGCUGGGCAACCUGGUGCCAAGCGAGGCAGCAAAGGCCAUGGACCAGGAAAUGAGCAAGCUGGGCAACUUAGAGCCUCAGAGUGCUGAGUUCAAUGUCUGCCGCAGCUAUUUGGAGUGGCUGACUGCCCUGCCCUGGGGAAAAUACAGCGAGGACAACACUGACAUCGACCGCGCGGAACAGAUCCUGAACGAGGAUCACUACAGUUUGGAGGAUGUGAAGGAACGUAUCCUUGAGCACAUGGCGGUUAGCUUCUUAAAAGGCUCCGUGCACGGAAAGAUCAUGUGUUUGGUGGGUCCUCCGGGUGUUGGAAAGACCUCCAUCGGCAAGAGCAUUGCGCGCGCCAUGGAUCGGCAGUUCUACCGCUUCUCGGUGGGCGGCUUGCACGACGUCUCGGAGAUUCGGGGCCAUCGCAGGACCUACGUGGGAGCAAUGCCUGGCAAGAUCAUCCAGGCCCUAAAGAUCAGGCAGGUUUCGAAUCCUGUGAUUCUGGUGGACGAGGUUGACAAGUUGGGCCGAGAUUUUCGUGGAGACCCUUCCUCCGCCCUGCUCGAAGUGCUGGAUCCCGAACAGAAUGCAGCCUUUAGAGAUCUCUACUUGGAUGUGCCUUUUGACUUGUCCAAGGUGCUCUUCAUUUGCACGGCCAACGUCACUGACACCAUCCCAGGAAUGGAAAUUAUUCGACUUGCAGGCUACGUCUAUGAGGAGAAACUGGCAAUUGCCAAUCAGUAUUUGAUCCCUCAGACGAUUGCCAACAACGGCGUGGCAAAGGACAUGCUGGAUCUGCACCCUGAGGCUUUGGCGGAGUUGAUUAGGAACUACGCUCGGGAGGCUGGUGUGCGAGAGUUGCGGAAACUGAUCGAGAAGAUUACCCGGAAAGUGGCCUUGAGCAUGGUCCGUGUGGAAGAGGACGCGCGGCAAAAGUCGCUGAUUUCCACGGAGAACCUGCGAAAGUUCGUGGGUCAACCACCUCAUUCCACUGACAGGCUCUUCCACGACGCGGUGCCCAGUGGUGUAGCCAUGGGCCUGGCCUGGACCGCCCUGGGCGGUAAAACCUUGGUUGUGGAGGCGCGAGGCCGUGUGCCGGCCAGCAACGAACGGAUGGCGGAUGCGGAUGUCUCACUCGAAGCUUCCCCGGUGCUUUCGGAGGGUGGUAACACGCCCUCGUCUUCCUCCCGCGCACCGGCACCGCGAACUGGUCCAGCGGGGCGGAUGAAGGUGACGGGAAAGCUCGGCAAGGUAAUGGGUGAGUCCAGCGAAAUUGCUCUGACCUACGCCAAGAUCUUCCUGCGUGAGCUCUCUCCCAAGAAUGACUUCCUGGACACGGCAUACAUCCACAUGAACAUGCCUGAGGGUGCCACACCCAAGGAUGGGCCAUCUGCUGGCGUGACCAUGACUUCGGCCCUGCUUAGUAUGGCCCUUGAUCGCCCCGUGAAGCGAGAUCUGGCCAUGAGUGGCGAGGUGACGCUGACGGGCAAGGUCUUGCGUGUCGGUGGCAUCAAAGAGAAGACUCUGGCAGCCAAGCGAGAAAAUGUGGAGAAUUUGGUGCUGCCGAUGUCCAACCAGGCAGACUACUUGGAGCUAAAGCCUUACCUUCGAGCAGGCUUGGGCCUUUGGUUGGGGGCAUCAUCGCUGAUGAGCUCGUACUAUGGUGGUGGAUGGGCUGUCUACGAAGUGGAAGUGGACGAGGCCUUGGAGCAGGAAGUGCCGCAGGAGACUAGCCAUGCUUGGUCUCAUAGUGCGGCAACUUGGAGAAGCCCAUCGAGUGAUCCGUGGGUACGAGCUGGAGGACGAGAUCGAGGUCAUCAAGCUGAGGUUUUUGAAAUGGCGUCCAACGCCUCUUCGAGUGACUCAUGGUGGCAGGGCCAAACGUGGUCGAGCGACUCUUGGGGUGGAUCCUCAGGAGAGGGCCGGGCGAAUUGGGUCUAUGUGAGUCACUCUGGGAACAGAGGUUGGGGGUCUUCAGAUCCUUGGCAUUGGUGGCAUCGAGAUGAUGAUCGAGGUGACCGUGGAGUUCCUCAGGGAGACCGUGAAGGUGGUGCGGAUCUUAGAGAAAGAGACGCUGCAGACCAUCCCCAUUCUGUAGAAUCUGAUGGCGAUGAUCACGGAAAAGGGGACCUACCUUCUGGACGGGUCAUGUGUGUCCAUGAGAAACAGGACAAGGAAGAAGAGAAACGCUCCAUGGGGAAACUCUCCAGCAGCUAUCCCCCUGUCUUCAAGGCCAAACAAGGGGAAAGCUAUCGUGACUGGAAAAGAGCUGUCAAGUUUUGGUUGCGUGGCGAAGGACAUCAACUUCCUCAUCACCUUGUCGGACCUCGAGUGAUGGUUCAGUUGAGAGAUCGUGCAGCUCAGCUGGUGAAGCACCUGGAGCCUGAGGACGUGGAUGGCAAGAAUGGUCUGGAACUCAUUUUUCAGACUUUAGAGCAGAGUCCCUUGGUGCGCCAGAGUGAAAAGCAUCGGGUGGAUUGGCAUAGGAAGAGAUUGUUGAACCUGAAUAGGUUGCCUGGUGAAAGUUUGGAGAGUUAUAUCACCAGAGCCGGCUUGUAUCGCAGUCAACUUGAAGGAUUGGAUCAGUCUUUGAGCGUGGGAGAAAGGUUUUUUGUGGGUCAUUUGUUGGAUCACGCCAAGUUGACCCGAAGAGACAAGGCCAUGAUCAAGACUCAUGCAGGUGCUGAGACCGAGACAUCUAUCACAGGUGCGAUGAUGGAGCUGGCCGGCGAGCUUGAAGGAGAAGCAGGCUAUCCAAUUGGACAAGCUGAAGGGCAACUUGGUGGAACUCAAGGUGAAGAACAUUUGGUUCAGCGCAACUUUUUGGGCAUGAGGUUCAACAAAAAGGACAAGCAGAUCCUAGCAGCAGAGCUUCAGGAAGAUGAUGAGGCGUCGAUCUCCCUUGAAGGGAUUCCUGAAGAAGGUCCAGGUGAUGAGAGCUUGGACGACAUGGAAAACAUGCCCAAUGACAUCCUUCAUGCAGAGCACGAGGCACUGGCUUUGCAGUACAAGGCGCGACAAAAGAUGGCUGAGGUGCGCAAGAUUCGGAAUUUCUACGAAAGGGAUGGAGAGUCCAAGAAGUCUCGCACCGGCAAGUGCUUUGUGUGCGACGAGCCUGGGCAUUUUGCCAAGGACUGCCCGAAGGUCAAAUUGGCCAUGGAGAAGGGCAACCAGGUUUUGGUGACUUCGACUCCGUCCAAGGGAAAGCCUUUAGACGAAGAGGACGAAUGGUCACUUUUAGCUUCCUUGUGCAAGGACACCAUCCAGUCGGCAGCUUCCGAGCGUGCGGCAUAUAUGGUGUUGGGUCCGACGGGUCAAGGGGAGACAUCACCCAAUCAAUCAUCACAGGGUCAUCACACCAACAAUUUGCCUUUUGAAACAUGGUGGAGCAUGAAAGAGUUGGCUCGGAAAGUUAUUUUGGAUCUGGGUUGCAUGAGGAAUGUGGUUGGAGUUGAGUGGGCAAACGAUGUCAUUUUGGAGUGGAAGAGACAUGGUCGUUGGUUGAAGGUUUUGCCAGAGGUUGGAACAUGGAAAGUCAUGCAGAAGUUGCGAUGUUUGAUGAACUUUGUGAACGUGAAGCUUUUGGCUCAUCAGUGGAUCAAACCCGGAUCAACGACCAUUUGGCGUCGGAUGUCCUCGGUGCCGCUGGGCAAUCCAGCCCUGUGCCGACUAUGUGGCAACAUGGGUCACCGGACGUCUCAAUGUCCGGAGAUGUCAGACCCCGAGGAAGCGAGCUCUGUUUGGGAAGUGACGGCAUUGACGGAGGAGAACCUCAAGCAGAAGCAGAUGGAGGAGAGCAUUCACCUGGAGGCCGGACGAGAAAAGGGCAGAAAAGAGCCGCCUCGCCGGAUGGAGGUGGACGGGACAGAGACCGAGAAGCACGUGAAGGGCAAAGGAAAAGGGCCACAGAGCCGUGCAGCAGCAGCCAUGGCCCCACCUCCGAAGGCGAUCUCGCCUCCAAAGCCAGCGCCGCGCCAAGCAGCGAGGGGAUCCCUGGAAGACUUGCCCCCGGUGGAGUUGGAGGACAUCCCAAUCGAGGAGAUCAAGGGCCUGACGAUGGAGGAGCUCCAGAUGAUUUACAAGCGUCGUCAGAAGGGAGCAGCGGCGAUGAAGAAGAAAGCGGAGACAGCCGCGCUGACUGGAUGGGGGGCCAAGUAUCCCUCGCUGAGCAACGUCUGGAGCGACGACUUGGCAUUCAACAUCAUGGCCAGCAUGAGGAGCAGGAUGCGCACCUAUCUGUGGAAGAAGUUGGUGUGGCAGCUUCGAGUGCGAGAAGCGGUGAGGGAGGAAUCCAAGGGCAAGGCCAAGUGGAAGAGGAAUGUCAAGUGGCUCAACUAUCUCCUGAGCUACGAGGUGGCGUCGCUGUGGGGACACUUCGGGGCGAUGAGACAACGCCUGAGGAGCAGCGAUUUUGUGGGGCCGAGGUAUGGGGACGAGCCAAUCCCCAACGAGGACAAGUACACGGUGAUGGAGAUCUUUGCGGGCCACGGCAUCUUGACGGAGGUGGCUACUUUGAGAGCUGGGUGGUCUGCAUUGGCGCCGGUGGACUUGAUCUACGGGCAAGACCUGAGGAAUGCUCACACUAGAGCUCAAGUGAUGGACGAGAUCAGGACGAAGAAGCUUGACUUGGUGACCUUGAGCCCGAGAUGCGGUCCAUGGAGCCAAUUCCAAAGACUGAAUCCCAAUUUGGAUCAGAUCAUGAUGGACCGGCAAGUGGACAUUCCAUUGUGGAGGUUCGUGCGAGAAGUGUGGGACGAACAAACCAAAAAUGGCAGGUUGGUGAUGACCGAAAAUCCGUGGCAGUCAGAAGCUUUGCACCUGGACUUCAUGGAGGCGCGCCCACAACUGCAUCGUGCCAAGGUUCCUCAGCGUGCCUUCGGGUUGAGAGACGUAAUCAAUGAGAAGCCCCACCGCCUUGGACAAUGGCCUGUGGAACUUUGUGAGCACAUCUUGGAGGCGGCAGAGUAUGCAUGGGAGAAAUGCGAAGAAGAGGCACCUCGCAAAUUGGCUGAAAGCCGACCUCCGGCGGCAUUGCAUUAUGCUUUGCCGGUGGAACCUCUGCCAACGCCAGAGGGCGAACUUCGAAGGCAAUUGGAAAAGGCCGAGUGGAGGGGAGGUCAAUAUGACUACGUGUUCUUCGAGGGCAACUCCAGACAAGGACCUUACAAGGUGAGACAAGCACUUGCCCAUUUGCAUGUGGUGUUGGGCCAUCCAUCGGCUGACAGACUGAAGAGGAUGCUGCAGAUCAGUGGCUGCAGUCAAUUGGUGCUGAAGACCGCCGAGGGCCUCAAAUGUCAGAUCUGCCAGGCGGUGAGACCUCCAGGCGCUGAACCCAAGGUGUCAGGACAAAGACCGACGAGGUUUGGUGAGAAGGUGCUGUCGGAUAGCUUCUACGUCUGGGACAUGGACAAUGAGCGCUUCAGUGUGACUCACCUUUUGGAUGGCCUCACGGAGUACCACGUGGGCAUUGUGAGCAAACAACCCAAUGCCAGCACCACAGCAGAGCUCUUGCAGAAUCGGUGGUGUGCUAUCUUUGGUCCACCGGAGAUCUUCCAGACGGAUGGCGGCAAGGAGUACGAGGAUGUGGUGCAGAAGAUUGGCCGCAUUUUGGACUUCCGCCAUGAAGUGGUUCCAGCUGGAGCCAAAUGGCGACAAGGACAAGUGGAACGUCAUGGAGCUGUGGUGAAAUUGAUGAUGAUGAGAACCAUUGCGGCACAGCAAGUGCGUGGCUUGGAGGAUUUCAAGAUGGUGGCAGCAGCUUGCUUUGGGGCGAAGAACCGCCUGUGCAAUCAGAUGGGCAUGUCGCCUUUGCAGGCGGUGACAGGUCGCGAUGUGGCGGUGCCAACAUCACUGAUGAACCAACUUUGUGGAGGGCAACUCAAAUUGGCAAUGAAUGCCAGCUUGGACCAGAAGGAGGCGCCGAGAAAAGCCGAGAGAAUCCGUGCAGCGGCAGUGGACUCCUUCAAUUGGAUUGAUUCCAAUGAGGUGAUCAGAAAAGGGCUGCAUUCAAGAUCGCGCCCUCCCAAGUUGGAGAUGAUCAACGAAGGCACCACGGUGUACGUACACCAGCCUCCUCCUCAUCGGCGUGGACAACCCCGUCGACUUCAGGAUCAUGUGAGUUGGGAUGGACCUGGCUUGGUGGUCUGCGUGGAGAGGCAGCAGAAUGUCCCCAACAGGAUUUGGGCGCGUAUCCGUGGAAAGGUGAGAAGCUUUCCACUGGAGAAGGUGAGGUUGGCAACCCCUGACAAGAUGCUGGGCUCCAGCUUCAUUGUGGGCCUCCUGGAUCAAAUGGCGGAUGAAAUCCGCAUGGGAAAAUUGCGAGUGGAAGAGCAAAAGGCGUUGCCGGCGGGUGCACCAGCCCGUGCCCGCGGUCAUGCGAGAAUUGUGGAGGAAGAAGAAGACUCUGAUGCAGACAUGCAGCAGCGACUGGACAGGGCUGCCCCAGAGAUGCAGGAUGAAGCUCGAGCCCGACAAGUGCGACGGUUGGAGCUGCUGAAUGAUGUUCCGGAGCAACUGAGGAGCUCUUUGUCUUCGGCUUCUAGCGGGCCUGCUUUGGUGCGACCACUCCAAGCUGAAGAGAGAAAUGGGAUGCUGAUGGAGGAUGAGGACGAUUUGAUGGAGGAAUCAGCACAGCCUCCAAUGGAACCCAGCCGGUUGCGAUUUGAGGCAAAGAAGAAGAUGUUUGAAGAACUCAGCAAAACCAAAACAAGGCCAUCGAGGCUUACCGAAGCAGAGCUGAGAAGCACAGCGUCGAGGGCAUCGCAGAAUGUGAAGCAGAUCCGGAAGAUUAUCCAGAAGUCCCGCCAGACCCCAGCACUGCAACGAGCCCGACGUGAACGGAUCGAGAGGCAGGAAGCAGAAAGUGUGGCCUUUUGGAAUGAAGCAUGUGCGGAUGCGUGUGAGAAAGGAGUCUUUGAAGUGAGCUGGCAGGAGGCUUGCGAAGAAUGGGCACAGGAUGAAGCCUUCUGGAAGCAGCCUGAGCCAUGUCUAUGGGCGCAGACGGAAGUGGAGGAAAAGAUCAAGGAGCAACAACGUGAUCAUCAUCAUGCCGUGGCGGGGGCCAAUGUCAUUGACAAGGAGAAGAUCGACGCCGCGGCAGAGGGCGAUAAGGUGAUCACUGGAAAGGCCCGUCUUGAGUAUCAAUGGGGUCAGCUCUCUCAAGAAUGGAAAGAUGCUUUUCAGGAACCCCUGAUCAAAGCGGUGAAGAUCUAUUUUGAUCAUGAUGCCUUGGAGGGAGUGCCAGCCGACAAGGUCAUUGAUCCAAAGAGGGUGCUCACGAGCAGAUUCGUCCUGACCAACAAGGGUUGUUCUACCUUGGAAGAAGCCAUCCUCAAGGGUAGGCUGGUGCUUGGAGGACAUCGUGACCCAGAUGCCGGCAAGUUCCCGACCUUGGCACCGACAGCGGCCGCUUUGGCCCACAACCUGAUCAAUUUCAUCAGUGUGCAGAUGGGAUGGGUGGUCCACUAUGAAGAUGUGUCAAGUGCCUUCCUCCAAGGGAAACAUCUUCCCCCUGAAAGGGAGGUGUAUGUCCGCAUCCCUAAGGGCUACCCAGACUACAUUGAGAAGUUCAUCGGCCAGAAGCUGGGAUUGGGCAUGAGAAGGGAUCUCAUGAAGCUGACCAAGGGUGGUUUCGGUCUCCCGGAAAGUCCAAGACUGUGGUACCUUGAAUACAAGGAAACCAUCUGCCACUGUGGCAUGCGAGAAUUGCAUCUGCUGCCUGGAGUCUUUGUGGCUCAUCAUCCAGACGGGACACUCAGAGCAUUGGCCUGUAUCCAUGUGGAUGAUACAAGGUACUGUGGAGACCACACCAGUGAAGAGAUCUGGCGCAAGGUCCACCAGUGUCUCAACUUUGGAGAUGUGCGAAAAUCGACAGAUGGUUGGGUGAAGUUUUGCGGACGAUGGGAGAGGCAAGAUCCCAACACCAUGGAGUUUGAGUACAGCAUGGACGAAUAUGCCAAGGGUUUGCAGAAGCUCACAACCCUGAGCACCUACAAGCUGGACCCCAAGGAGGUGAUUGACGAUGAGAACAAGCUGCUCAAGGGGGAGAUUGACGUGGAGGAAUGCACGCACGGCAGCCAGAAGAAGAUGGAGAAACCAAAGGGCAUCACUUCAGAAGCCCGACUGGCAAUGUCUUCAGUGUUGGGUCAACUGAAUUGGAUGGCUCGACAAGGUCGCUAUGACAUUGCCUAUGGGGUCUCCCAUGUGCAGCAACUCAUGGGCACGUGA
Cladocopium goreaui is the source of this 8481-nucleotide messenger RNA. Lineage: Eukaryota; Dinophyceae; Suessiales; Symbiodiniaceae. The record is from the annotation of a GenBank genome assembly.